Messenger RNA from Musa acuminata subsp. malaccensis (wild Malaysian banana), 1823 nucleotides. RefSeq lists its product as uncharacterized. The record is from RefSeq and is a predicted model, not a curated record. Gene Ontology annotation, molecular function: serine-type peptidase activity. Gene Ontology annotation, biological process: proteolysis. Lineage: Eukaryota; Viridiplantae; Streptophyta; Magnoliopsida; Zingiberales; Musaceae.
CAUUAUGCUUUGUUGUCGAUUUCAACCGUCCAUGUACCGAUAUCAACAUUAUAAGCCAUUCUGUGGAAUACCAUGGCAUUAAUUUUACUCUUCCAAGGAUUUCUUUUCGGGGGGAAAACAAGGCGUCAUAGCUCGAUUCCCAUCGGAUCCGCUGCGGCCAGAGCUCACGGUUCUUUCCGGUGCCGGACGAUGGAAACCGCCGCCGCUGACGCUGCCACCGAUCUUCGUUCGGACUUUCUCCAAGUCCUGCGAAGCCGGAGGCGGAACCCCGAUGUUCCUCUCUGCGUUGAGCUUGGGAAACCAGUGAAGAAUCCAGUGUAUCAGUCGAGCAUAUUUCCAGGUUCCAAAGAGGUAAUGGAAGCUUGUCCAAAGGAGAAUGUUGAGAAUUUCAAGGAGAGACUGAUUGAGGAGAACAUUUACCUGACAACAGAGGAAGGUGAGCAAGGUCGUCUUCCUGUAUUGAUUCUGAGCUUGAAGGACACUAUUCCACAAAGAAAGCCAGCUGUUGUGCUUUUACAUAGCUCUUACAAGUGCAAGGAGUGGUUGCAGCCACUACUUGAGGCUUAUGCUUCAAGAGGAUAUGUAGCUGUUGCUAUUGAUUCUCGCUACCAUGGUGAAAGGGCUAACAGCACAACAGCAUACAAAGAUGCUCUGGUUUCAUCAUGGAAGAAUGGUGAUACAAUGCCUUUCAUAUAUGAUACAGUCUGGGACUUAAUAAAAUUGGCAGAUUAUCUGAUACAAAGGAAGGACAUUGAUCCUUCUCGGAUUGGGAUUACUGGUGAAUCACUUGGAGGAAUGCAUGCAUGGUUUGCUGCAGCAGUUGAUACACGGUACUCUGUGGUUGUCCCUAUAAUUGGGGUUCAGGGGUUCAGAUGGGCUUUAGAUAAUGACAAGUGGCAGGCUCGGGUUGACAGCAUAAAACCUGUCUUCGAAGAAGCAUGUAUUGAUUUAGGCAAGAAUACAAUUGAUAAAGAAGUUGUAAAGAAGGUGUGGGAUAGAAUCGCUCCAGGUUUAUACUUGCAGUUUGAUGCACCUUAUACCAUUCCUGUGAUCGCACCACGUCCCUUGCUAAUGUUAAAUGGUGCUGAAGAUCCUCGCUGCCCUGUUCCUGGUUUAAAAGAACCCCAUGUGAAGGCAACUGAGCUUUACAAACAGGCAAACUGCCCAGAGAAUCUCAAGUUUAUAGCAGAGGCCGGAAUCGGGCACCAAAUGACAGUUUCAAUGGUGAAGGAAGCAAGUAGCUGGUUGGACAAGUUCCUCAAGUGAUUAAGGUCAUGCUUUCUGUCACGUAGGCAAAAGAGUUGAAUCUUGCAUGUUUUAUAAUCUAAAUAUGAACCCGUGGAUUAUCAUAGACACAGUAAUCCUCAUCUACAUGAUGUGGAAUGAUUGGGAUAAUAAAAUACUUGUAGGACGAUAAACCUUUGGUAUUUGCUUGAGAUUGUAAUGGAAUCCUGUGUUUAUGACCAGUAUGUUACAAUCUUUUCAUCUGGUUGGCUCUUUUACCAGGACAGUCUCACGGUAACAUAUUCAUUCAUUCCACAGGAAUCAGCUCAGAUGUUGGGGUGAAAAGUUACAGUUCAUCUAAAGCUUCCAAAAGUUGUGUUUGGAGUAAACUUUCAUUCCCAAGUACAGUGACAAAACCUCAAGACGGCUUGAAAAUAGGAAUUUUGUGUUGGUAGUGUUGUCCAACACUUGCCUUUUUGUUAGUUUCCUAUUGGAAUUUUGUGUUGUGUCUAAUUUGGUUGUGAAUUUUGUGUUCUGUCUAAUUUGGUUGUGCUUGACAACGUUAUUAAGACCACAAAGAACUUGAGUUUUUAGCAUAA